This is a messenger RNA of Chara braunii, 1982 nucleotides long. The record is from the annotation of a GenBank genome assembly. Lineage: Eukaryota; Viridiplantae; Streptophyta; Charophyceae; Charales; Characeae.
GUGUACCCGGAGAAAGGAACGGUGACUUUCUCCGCCGGUCUUCACGGAUGGGCGUUCACGCUGACGAAUUUCGCGAAGAUGGACGCCUCCAAGUUCAAUCUGGACGUCAAGAAGAUGAUGGAGAGGCUUUGGGGCGAGAACUACUUCGAUCCGACGACGAAGAAGUGGACGAAGAAGAACAUGGGGUCGGCCAAAUGCCAGCGAGGGUUUGUGCAGUUCAUUUAUCAGCCGCUGAAGCAGAUUAUCACGGCCUGCGUGAACGAUAAGAAGGAUUCGUUGUGGCCGAUGCUUACGAAGCUUGGGGUGCAGCUGAAGGCUGACGAGAAGGAGCUGAGCGGGAAGGCCUUGAUGAAGAGAGUGAUGCAGACGUGGCUGCCGGUGUCCGACGCGUUGUUGGAGAUGAUGAUUUUCCACUUGCCGUCCCCUGCCACGGCGCAGAGGUAUCAUGUGGAGAACCUGUACGAGGGUCUGCUGGACGAUAUGUACGCGAACGCCAUUAGGAACUGCGACCCGAAGGGCCCGCUCAUUCUGUACGUGUCGAAGAUGAUUCCCGCCAUGAAGGUCAGGAUCAUGGGGCCGAACUACAUGCCCGGGCAGAAGAAAGAUCUCUUCAUGAAGAGCGUGCAGAGGCCUGUUCUAUGGAUGGGAAGGAAGCAGGAGUCGGUCGAGGACGUGCCUUGCGGCAACAAUGUCGCGCUUGUCGGUCUCGAUCAGUUCAUCGUCAAGAACGCCACGUUGACAGGAGAGAAGGGCGUCGACGCUCAUCCCAUCCGAGCGAUGAAGUUCUCCGUGUCGCCCGUUGCGCGUGUGGCCGUGGACUGCAAGGUCGCGUUGGCCCGGGACCUUCCCAAGCUCGUAGAAGGAUUGAAACGCUUGGCCAAAUCGGACCCUAUGGUUGUCGUCUCGACGGAGGAGUCCGGAGAGCAUAUCGUGGCAGGAGCAGGAGAACUCCAUCUGGAAAUUUGCCUCAAGGAUUUGCAGGACGACUUCAUGGGAGGGGCUGAGAUUAGGGUGUCCGACCCAGUGGUGUCUUUCCGGGAGACGGUUUUGGAGAAGUCCUGCCGCACAGUUAUGAGCAAGUCGCCCAACAAGCACAACCGGCUGUACUUCGAAGCGCCCCCGCUGGAAGAGGGUCUGGCUGAAGCCGUCAAUGAUGGCAAGAUUGGCCCCAAGGACGACCCCAAGGUGCGGUCCAAGAUUCUGGCGGAGGAGUUCAAGUGGGACAACGAUCUUGCGAAGAAGAUUUGGUGCUUCAGACCGGAGACUACUGGGCCCAACAUGGUGGUCGAUAUGUGUAAGGGAGUUCAGUACCUGAAUGAAAUCAAGGACUCGGUCAUUGCAGGUUUCCAGUGGGCGUCGAAGGAAGGAGCGCUAGCGGACGAGAACAUGCAUGGUAUAUGCUUCGAAGUGUGCGACGUUGUCCUCCACGCUGACGCCAUCCACAGAGGCGGCGGGCAGGUCAUUCCAACCGCAAGGCGUGUCAUGUAUGCCGCGCAGCUAACGACGAAGCCUCGUCUCUUGGAGCCUGUCUACCUCGUCGAAAUUCAGGCACCGGAGCAGGCUCUCGAUGGAAUCUAUGGUGUUCUCAAUCAGAAGAGAGGGCACGUGUUCGAGGAGAUGCAGCGCCCUGGCACGCCCUUGUACAACAUCAACGCGUACCUGCCUGUCAUUGAGUCUUUCGGGUUCUCCAGCACUCUCCGCGCCGCCACUUCGGGCCAGGCCUUCAUUCAGUGUGUCGUCGACCACUCGGAGAUGAUGAACAGUGAUCCCAUGGAUGGGACAACCCAAUCUGGUGCAAUUUUGCAGUCCAUCAGGAAGAGGAAAGGACUCAAGGAGCAGCCUACGCCCCUCUCCGAAUUCGAAGACAAGCUGUAAGCGGGACAAAGUGCUGGAAACUGGAGAGCGGUCGAAGUGGGACGGGGAGAGUGUAUACAUACAACCUCCUUGCACUAUUUUGAUGCUGGUCACGCUGCUUUUUCGUG